This is a messenger RNA of Panicum virgatum (switchgrass), 880 nucleotides long. Its product is annotated as protein NEGATIVE REGULATOR OF RESISTANCE-like. The coding region runs from base 59 to 472 and encodes 137 amino acids. Gene Ontology annotation, biological process: regulation of systemic acquired resistance. Lineage: Eukaryota; Viridiplantae; Streptophyta; Magnoliopsida; Poales; Poaceae. The transcript has 2 exons. The record is from RefSeq and is a predicted model, not a curated record.
ACCGACCCUUUUUCCUUUUAUUGAAAGCACUUCUUCUGAGCCACCAAACGCGCCUCCUAUGCUCGCUCGCUCCUCCGCGCGCAGUGCCCAGCACGCUGUGAGACCAAACAUGGACGCGAGCGCCGCCACCGCCAAGCGCAAGCGCGACGCCACCGACAUCGCCGGCGCCGACCCCGCCCCCGCCGCCGCCGUCGAGGCCUCCGACGCCGAGGUCGAGGAGUUCUACGCCAUCCUCCGGCGCAUGCGCGACGCCUCCCGGCGCAUCUGCGGCGCCGCUCCGCGCGCGCCGGCGUGGCGGCCCACCUUCUGCUGGGAGGACUUCGCCACCCCGGCACCGCCGGCCAGGCCGCCCGCCCAGGCGCGGCCGGACGAGCCCGGCGCAGCCCCGCCGCGCGCCGGCCUCGACCUGAACGCGGAGCCGGAGCCCGAGGCGCCGGGCACGCCGCGGUCGGCGGCGCGCGCCCCGGCCUAGCCCGUGUCGCAGCACCGCGCCUACAGGCUACACCGCGCCAAGGAUUCUCGGGGACAACUGGCUGCGCGUACGUCAGCACGUGCGUCGGCGUCCGCGUCAGCUUCGCUGUUGGGUGGGUGGUGGCCGGUGAGCUCAUCGGGGCGCGCGGUGGCCGGUGGUUGCCUGGUUGGCAUCUCCCGCGGCGCCGUGGUUUUCCCUGCUCGCAGAUGUAAACGGUAAAACGGUAUGGUAAUAAUAACUGGAUGGCUGCAUCUCCCUCCCUCUCUUCUCCCGUGUGGACAGGCGAGAGCGAGACCGGUUAAUGGGUUGUAGGAACACCUAUUAGUCGCAGUAGUUUAAUGUACCGUCCAAACAUGAAGGAAUGUUAAGCUAUUCGUUGUCUGAUAGCAAGUCUUUUUUUUUUCUCAA